This is a messenger RNA of Styela clava, 2669 nucleotides long. NCBI's taxonomy places the organism in Eukaryota, Metazoa, Chordata, Ascidiacea, Stolidobranchia, Styelidae. The record is from RefSeq and is a predicted model, not a curated record.
UCCAAAUUUUCUAAUGAAGACAAAUUUUAGCAAUUGUUUGUAACUUUUUACUUGAUGAUAAAUCUAUAUUAUGGCGUCAAUAACAAAUCUCACUUACAAACUUCUAAGCGUAAAGCAUCUAUGCGCUGUCAGGAAUUUGAUCGAAGAACAUUUCACAUCUACAUUCUCAUUGGGAGUAUAUUUAAAUUGGACGAAGGAAGACUCGAUUCCUGCAUAUUAUCCUCGGAUAGAGUCUUUCUUAAAGCAAGGAAAUUCACUCGGGGCAUUCAGUGACAAAGAUGCUAAAUUACGUGGGGUUGCCAUCAAUGUGGAACACGACGAUAAUGAAAGAAUAAAAUAUGAUGAAACACUACAUAUCAGUGAAAAGACAGAUACUAUAAAUCGGCUCAUGGUGGCAAUUGGAGUAAAUCAAUUAUCUGAGAUUCUUGGAACCAAAAAAUUUUGGGAGAUGAGAAUGGGAACUGUGCAUCCAAGUUACAGAAGGAAAGGACUAAUGCCUGAACUUAUAAAAAGAUCUACAGUUCUUGCCAAACAAAGGGGAAUUGAGAGACUUGUAGGAUGUCAAACAUAUAAUAAAGCUCUGGUAGAACCUUCGAAAAUGAAGGGAUUUGAAGUAAUCAGACACAUUGAAUUGAAAAACUAUCAUGACCCCGUAACAGGGCAAAAAGUUUUUUCGGGGAUGAAACCACCAAAUGACGUGCAAGUUUUAUUCGCUAAAACUUUGACUUAGUGACAUCCUGUGCACCUAUAUCAGUGGUCGGCAAACUGUGGCACACGAGCUAAUUUGUUGCGGCCCUCGAAAGUCCUGACAUUUAAUACAUACAACAAAAAAUUGAUCCUAAAUUUAUUAUUCUACUACACUAGUCUUUACACGGAUUUAUGUGUUAACAAAUGCAGCUGUACGGCACUUUUUUUGUAAUAAGUAGCAUCAGUUGUAUGUCGCUUGAGAUGAUUUUGAUUUUUAAAAGAAAAGUUAAAAAUGUCUUGGAAACGGAGGUAAGUUUGCGACGAGAGUCGAAGUGCUUGGACGCGAGAACAUUUUUCGUUCUUGCGCAUUCCAAAACCAGUUUGCUCAAUAUGCCCGAUCAGCAUCGCAGAUAUUAAUUAAGGGAAUUAAUGUUAAACUCGUUAUGAAAAGUUUCAUCAAAAAUUUGUCAUCUGUGCGACAGUGCAAAACGUGUAAUCUGCACGUUCGGAAGCUCGUAAUGCUUUAUCUAAAACGCAUUACACUUAGAAUAAAUUUCGUACUCGCUUGUCAGAUCGUCAUUUUGACGACCGCGGGCAAUGUGCCAUAGAAACAUCAUCCUUCACAUUGAUAAUAAGUAAAAAAAAACGAUGUAUUAUUUGCUAAGAUAUUAUAAAAGGCCACAUAUACGCCUCAUUCUUGCAGGCUUUUAACAUAGCAAUAGAAGGUGCGUAUGCGCUAUAAUUUGAAGUUUAAUGAAGUGAUUGUUUGAAGGCGGAAAUAUUGAGGCCCGCGCGACACCGGAAAUGUGUAUAUUUGGCCCGCAAGUACAUGAAGUUUGCCGACCACUGCUCUAGAUGGAGAACGGCAUAAUUACGCUAACUUUUGAUUUUGCCCAGUCCGCGUGUGACCUAAUAUUGCAUUCGAAAAUAUAAGUAUUCUUCUCAUUCCCGCCUCAAAAGUGAACAUUGUGUAUAAUUUAUGCUUACUGCAACUCGAUAAUUGAAAAAAAAAAACAGUUACGUUGAAUUAUCUUCAUGUUUCAGAAUAAACCCAAUGCCCCGUCCAUGGUCAAAUAUUUUUGAAAACAUUUUUAUUAAUAUGUAAAUUUAAUUAAUUUUUACAAGAUUUUGUUACUAUAUAGCCUACUGACGGUGAAAAAAGAUCAAUUUCUUUAUCUUCCAGAUGGUGUGAAGUUUCCUAAUAGUUUUCAAUUUCAGCAUUCAUACAGGUUAAAUAUUAUACAAUAUUUUACAAUAUUUAACUCCCUUCUAAUCAUUAAGUUUUUGCUUACCAAGUAUUACUUAUAUAUUUGAUGAUAAUAACAAACAUCACAAAACUUGCUGAUAUUUUAAAUAUUUUUAGUUCUAAGUUGUAGUUGGUAUAAUAAAUAAAUUACGCAGCUUCUGAUUGCCCGCCGAUAGUUUUCACAGUCUUCAUUGUCGUGACAUUGAGUUAUUAUUGGACUUGGAAUAGUAAUAUGGGUCGAUUUUCUAAAUUGCUCCUGACUGUAAGCAAAUGAUCAAGCAAGUUUAAAUUUUUCGUACGUCAAGAUGGAUAAUACUUUUAUUUGUUCAAAUUUCCUCAUGUGGGUCUUUGGGGCACGAUAUUUCACCCCUAAUGGGACACAGGAAAUUGGAGGGGGCAGAGAGAAUUUGGAGGGAAACCACAAUACUAAGCGCAAAAUCGUUUUUAAUUCGAAUUCGUUUUCAUACUUUUCCAUUUAUAAGAAAAUUGUUCUUAGUUUCAAUAUAAUUGAAGGACUAUUUCCAGUCACAUGGUGUUUUCACUUGUGUAUAAAUUAUUUGAUCAUAAUGUGAUUUCUACCUACCAAAAUACCACUACAAGUACGAUAUCUCUGUGCUCUGGGAAAACUAACUUUUGUAGUCGGUUGACAGGCCGUCUGACGUUCAGAAAAGGGUUGAUCUAUUAUACUUUCGGCGGUUUCACGAGACUGCGAGAUAGUCGACGUAAAAAUGUUAUA